CCGUACUGCAGCCUGUUGUAUUAGAAGGAGGCGUGUGGCUACGCUGCGGUCCCGUCGCUUCAGACAGCCGAAGAUAAACCCGAGUGUGUGUUGGCGAUCAGUAAAGCAGCAGCCGUGCCCCGCCGCGCCCCCACCCCUAGCGGAGCCGUCAUGUGGCAGGAGGCCCGCAAACACGAGCGCAAGCUCCGUGGCAUGAUGGUAGACUACAAGCGGCGAGGCGAGCGCCGGCGAGAGUACUACGAGAAGAUAAAAAAAGAUCCUGCACAGUUUCUUCAAGUUCAUGGUCGAGCCUACAAGAUCCACCUGGAUCCAGCUGUGGCACUGGCUGCAGAGCGCCCUGCAAACAUGAUGCCUUGGCAAGGAGAUGCCAACAACAUGAUUGACAGAUUUGAUGUAAGGGCUCACCUGGAUUACAUCCCCACCUACACACCACCUCUGCUCAACACAUCCACUCCAGAGCAGGAGAUGGAGGAGAGGAAGUGUAACUAUGAGCGGUACAGAGGCCUAGUGCAGAAUGACUUUGCAAACAGUGAGUAGCAGUGUUUAUACCAGAUCUACCUGGAUGAGCUCUACGGUGGUCUGCCCAAACCAAAUGAGGAUGAGAAGAAAAAACUGGCUGAGAAAAAGGCCACCAUUGGUUACACGUACGAAGACAGCACUGUAACGGAGCCUGAGCCCCAGUCAGACAAAGAUGAAGAGAAUUCAGACAACAGUGAAUCUGAAGAUGACGAAGGCAUCCCAGAGAUUGGUGAGGAUGUAUGUGGAGGUGAUGUUGAUGAGCUGAACCAGGAGCAGGUGAUGGACUUGAACAAAAUGGCGACGCCGUAUGGAAUGGCUGAAGGCGACUUUGUCAGGAUGCUGAGGAAAGAUAAGGAGGAAGUGGAGGCCAUCAAACAUGCCAAAGCACUGGAGGCGGAGAAGGCCAUGUACUCUGGCCGCCGCUCUCGUAGACAGAGGAGGGAGUUUAGAGGGAGAAGAGCUAAAGGAAGACAAAUCAGCCCGCCAAGCUACGCCAGGAGAGACAGUCCAACAUAUGAUCCCUAUAAAAGGCCAGAGUCAGAAUCCAGCUCCGAGUCACGGUCGCGCUCCCGUUCUCCUGGUCCAGAGAAGAUCACCUUCAUCACCAGCUUCGGCGGCAGCGACGAGAAGCUUGGCAACACCGCAACAGCCGCUCCUCACUCUGGCCACGCCCCCUCCAACUCGCAGCACUCUGCAGGUCAUAGCAGGGGCUCCCGACGAAGAUCAUCCACCAGCCACUCCCCUUCCUCCUCCUCACGCUCCUCAUCUCGGUCCUCCUCUCGUUCAUCCUCACGUUCACGCCGAGCCCGACGAGGACGUGGGGGGAGGGAUGGCCGUCGAUCCCGGAGCCGCUCACGGUCAAGGCGGCGUUCCAAGUCUUACUCCCGAGGUAGAGGAGGGAACGGAGGAUCCUGGAGGAGACGUGACCGGUCGCGGUCCAAUGACAGAGACAGAGAGCGGGAGAGGGACAGGGACCGAGACAGAGACCGGGACAGGGAUAGAAGACGAUACUCGGCACGUAGAAGAACAAGGUCCCGCUCCAGCUCGCGGCAGGGGCAGCAGUUGAGGCGAGGGGGUCGGAGCAGUGGAGGACACCGCCGCGGAGACAGUGGCAGCCGCAGUCCCUCUCGGACCCCCAGCCGCCUUCACCGCAGUCCAUCCCCUGCUCACAGAGGGGCCCAGCCUGCUACCAUUGCAAUCUCUGACAAGUUAAGAAAGCCUGACACUUCGGGUGGUAAAGAGACGGGAGCUGCCAAACCCAAGAUGACCCCACAGGAGCGGCUGAAGCUACGAAUGCAAAAGGCUCUCAACAAGCAGUCCAAGGCGGAUAAGAAAGCCGCUCAGGUGAAGAUCCAGCAGCAGGAACACACACGACAGGAACGAGAAGGCGAACUGCGAGCCAUGGCACGCAAGAUACGCAUGAAGGAGCGCGAGCGCCGUGAGAAAGAGAGGGACGAAUGGGAAAGACAAUACGGGCGACAGAGCCACUCGCCUUCUCCUUCCAAAUAUGGCCGAGAAUACAACUCAUACAGAAGGAGGUCACGGUCUCGGUCGCGGAGUCCAUACUACAGAUAUUGAGCCGAUGGCAGGGAGAAGCAAUGGAUCCUGCAGAACCUUCAGUACGUCAGUUUAGAGCACAUAGGAAGCCUACAUACAACAUGGAAAUAUGAAGAAAUGACUGGCUAAUAAACCAACACACAAAUCUAUACCUGUGUUCUCUGGUUUAGUUCAUGUGAUGCCUUCAGCCCUUUUCAGCCAUGGGAUACAAACAUUACAGCUUCAGAAAUGCAUUUUUUGUUUGUUUUUUUGUUUACACCAGUGGCCCUCACUGCUUCUUUUUUUGACACCCACAACUGUGAGAGCCACAGUUUGGGAGUGUUUGCGAUGCCUGAGACUUGUAGCCUCAAACACUAAAGGUGUGUAGGCACUCUUAGCCACCAUGACUAAGAGUGAAAUCUCUGUAUGUCUGCUGCCCCUUGUAAACAAGCUCAAGAUGCAGAUUCCUUCUCUUCUUUUAAAGCAGAAAUAAAUCUUUGAAGAAUCUCUUAAUAUUCCUUAAAAUUAGAACUUGUGAGCUAAAAUGCAAUUAUGUACAGAUUUCUGUGGCUGUUUUUCUGAUGAGGUGAGCAGCUCCUGAAAGAUGCAGGAGGGACAUUUUGUGCGUGCCUGUCCGUUAAAGUGGCCACAUGUGUUCAAACCUGCCGUGUUGAAUGUGAUACAGAAGUCCUUCUGGGUCAGACAGGUGCGCUCAUUCAGACGUCAGGCUGUGUGUGUGUUAAGAUUUAAGUGGAGGGUGUGCAUUUCUGAAAAGGGCUUCAGUCACUAAAUGCAGUUAAUUGGUUUAAUUUCUGCUUCACCUUGUAAAGAUGGUCUUGUUAAUGAACUCUGCAUGCUCCAUCUUUUUUUUUUUUUUUUUUUUUUUUUUUCUUUUUUUAUUAAAUCUACUAAGCAAUACCUGCAGUUUCAAUCUUCCUGUUCAUCACACUGUUCUCCCACAGUUUGACUUCUGUUUAAUAGGAAAAACCUCAAACUGAGGACUGUUUUAAACACCACCCAUGAACUUGUGCACUGGACAUUUGUACACAGUCCAUUUAAAACCUCCUCAUGAAAGCCCAUGAAGUCAAAGUUCAUGCAUUUAUUAAAAUGACUGCUCUUUUUGUACCGUCCUCGGCCAGCUGUCGACAAUAGCAGAAAAGUCUUUGUUCUCAAUAAUGUAGAAUGUUAAAUACAAAACAAAUAAAAUUUACUUUGAAUUAUU
Messenger RNA from Archocentrus centrarchus (flier cichlid), 3277 nucleotides. Its product is annotated as CLK4-associating serine/arginine rich protein-like. The record is from RefSeq and is a predicted model, not a curated record. NCBI's taxonomy places the organism in Eukaryota, Metazoa, Chordata, Actinopteri, Cichliformes, Cichlidae.